Bombyx mori (domestic silkworm) is the source of this 291-nucleotide messenger RNA. The record is from the annotation of a RefSeq genome assembly. NCBI's taxonomy places the organism in Eukaryota, Metazoa, Arthropoda, Insecta, Lepidoptera, Bombycidae.
AUGUUAAUUUAUGAUAUUUGAUUUUUAUUUAUUUAUAUAUUUUUUGUUGGUAAUUUAAUUUUUGUUUCUAAAAAUAAACAUUUAUUAGUUGUUCUGUUGAGAUUAGAAUUUAUUGUUUUAAGAAUUUUUUUUUUUUUUUUGGUUUUAUUAAUGUUUAUUGAUUAUGAUAUAUAUAUAUUGAUAGUUUUUUUAGUUUUUUCUGUUUGUGAAGGUUCUUUAGGUUUAUCAAUUUUAGUUUCAAUAAUUCGUAGUCAUGGUAAUGAUUAUUUUCAAAGAUUUAGAAUAUUAUAA